This is a messenger RNA of Tigriopus californicus, 1877 nucleotides long. Its product is annotated as UDP-glycosyltransferase UGT5-like. The record is from RefSeq and is a predicted model, not a curated record. The transcript has 4 exons. The coding region runs from base 193 to 1785 and encodes 530 amino acids. NCBI's taxonomy places the organism in Eukaryota, Metazoa, Arthropoda, Copepoda, Harpacticoida, Harpacticidae. Gene Ontology annotation, molecular function: UDP-glycosyltransferase activity.
UUCACAUUAAUAGCGAUCCUCCUCCCGGCGUGAAGAUUGAUCAUCUUCAUCAUCUUGAUCUUUAUCACCAUCCUGCUAACCUCAGCAUAAAUUAUCCAUCGUGGACUCGCUUAGUCCUUUGAAAGUUGGCUAGCCACACGCUCAAACAUAUUAGCUACACUCACACACUCCUGCGGGAUUGAUCUGGACAAAAUGCCACUCAGGUGCGGUGCUUUCACAUUCCUCUGGAUCGCCCUCGGUCUCUCCUUGAGUGCUCCUACUCAGGAAGUGUCUGCAGGGCGAAUAUUCAUGUACAUGAAUGUCGGCUCCAAGAGCCAUUGGUUCACUUGGCGGCCUUUGGCGGUGGCCUUGGCCAAUAAAGGCCACCACUUGACGAUAGUGUCCCCCUUUCCCGACCAGUUCUUGGGCAACCACUCCCAUGUGGAUUUCAUCGUGACGGGUCAUGACUUGGCUCAUGAUCAGUUCUCCAAGGAUGUGUUCGCUCAAGCCUUCAGCCCCACCCAGUUCCAACGGAUUGAAGCCAUGCUGGUUCAGGCUCAGAACAACACAUUCCACAACCCGAGAUUCCAGCGAUUGCUCAACAAUCAAACGCAUUUUGAUGUGGCGUUCAUCUCGCCAGACUCCAUCGAUGUGGGCUUCUAUGCGGCUCUAAAACUGUUUCAUGCGCCCAUCAUCUAUUAUCAUUCCGCCACGAGACUAGCCAUCGUCGACAAAGUCGUGGGUAACCCCAUUGAACCCGCGUUUGUGCCUAACACGAUGUCGAGUUUUAGCCAGAAAAUGGACUUUUGGCAACGGCUUCAAAACACAGUGGGCGUGACGGCCAUCACCAAUAUCUUCGGCUAUAGAAUCUUGGGCCUUUUGAGCCAUCAUCUCCGUGAUCUGCUCCAUUUGGACCAAACUCCAGAUCUUUGGUCCAUGGCUCAUGAGGGCAACUUUGCCUUCUACAAUGGUCACCCUCUCUUUGACGGAGUUCGACCCACCAAUCCCAAUACUCAAUUCAUUGGUGGCAUUCACACCCGACCAGCCAAACCACUGACCGGUCUGUUGAGAAAUUGGGUGGAUGAAUCCCGACAAGGCGUGGUUUAUGUCUCUUUCGGAUCCGUGUUGAACACAAGUAUAAUGCCGGAGAAGACUCGUGACUUGUUCCUCCGUGUUUUUGCUCAAUUGAACCUGCGAGUGAUUUGGAAAUGGGAGACCGGUCAAAUCGCCAAUGUGUCCGACAAUGUGCUUUUGUGUCAAUGGUGUCCCCAGCAGGAUCUAUUGGGUCAUCGGAAUGUCAAGCUCUUCCUCUCUCAUGGGGGUCUGUUGGGCACCCAAGAGUCCCUCUACCACAACAAACCCAUGUUGUUCCUUCCCGCGUUUGCCGAUCAGUUCAUGAACGCCAAACGUGCUCAAGAAUUAGGUUACGGACAGACCUUGCAUUGGGAAACCCUCACGGAGAAAGAUCUUCUAUCAGCCAUUGAAAGGAUGCUGAAAGUACCCAAAUACAAGGCCAAUGCAUUGAAAUACGGCGCCAUCUUCCGGGAUCAACCCAUUCAGCCCAUAGAUAAGGCGGUUUACUGGACGGAGUUCAUCAUGCGCCACAAGGGAGCGCCUCAUCUGCAAGUGGCGCAUACUCAUCUGAAUUGGUUCCAGAAGAACCUCGUGGAUGUGUACGUGUUUCUGGUGUUGUCUUUCAUUGUCAUUGUGUCUGUUCUUGUCAAAGCUUCCUCCUACCUGUAUCAGUAUUUAUUGAAGCCCAUCAUGUGUUCCCUGUCUCAAAUGAAUAAAGUUAAACUGUCAUAAAUCUCAACCAACGCCAUCCAUAUAAGGAGCAUUUUUCCAAAUCAUGUUGAAACGUCUUUGGCGAUCAGGUUAAGCUAGAACAAGGGCCUUGG